UCCCGCCAAUCCCGUGAGCUCUUGUUUCGGUGUGGGCACUCAGCAGCCGUUCCCUCUCCUGCCCCCCGGCCCUGGGCUGUAGCCGUGGCUGCCGCCGCUCUGCUCCGCUCGGGCGGUCUGAGCCCUCUGGCAGCCUGGCCCUGAGUGGGAGGCACUGAGGAUGAGUCCCCGCGCCGCGCAGCGCGCGUCCAGCCGACCCUGUCCGAGCCCUUUCAUCUAGCGACUGUGAUGAGAUUAACAUCGUGACUAAUGAACAUUGAACAAGUGGGCUAGAGCUGCUGGGAUUCCUUUCCUCCAUCUCCCUCCCUUCUGCAGCAGUAAAGGCAGAGAAAGGAGAAGUUAUGUCAAAUGAGUUGCAUGGUGCCAAAAAAUAAUUGCAGCAUGUUAUCCUGGUGUUUUGGGUUAUGAUUUAUUUGUAUGUGAUAGCUUUGAGUUAGAACAGCUCUACAUCAUGAUUAAAAAAUGUUCUAAUGUAAUGUCAGGAUAUGCACUGUGAUUUAUUUAUUUAUUUUAUGCCUGUUUGUGACUCUGGUCACUUACAAAUAGGCUCUCUAAUUUUUUUCCAGGUUUGGUGUAGUUUUUUGAGGAAGUUUCAAUUGCUACAUGUGUAAUGUUUGUUACCUGAUGUUGUUUGAACAACCACUUAUACCACCCUAAAGAGACUGGAAGGACAAUGCUUCUGUGUAAUGAAGCAGUUUUGAUGGUGAUCAUACUACUAUUAUAUGGAAGACAAUUUUAAAGAUUAUGAAAACACUUUUUAACAUUAAAAAUGGGCUAAACAUUAAGACCUUUACUUUGGACCAGAGAGUAUCAAGGUCUCCCUUGCAAUUAUGGAGAUUUAGAAGAAUUAGACGGUGUGGAGGGGGAGCCCCCCUCCCCACUCUUUUGAUUCUUGGAAUUUUCUAUGGACAAUAACAAGAUUUUUGUUGUAUAAUAUGGAGAAAUAAGACUUUAAAAUAUAAAUUUAUAUUUAUAAAUAUUUGUAUUUUUUGAUUAAGUGCCAAACAUAAGUGCAUGAAGAUUCUCAUGGCUGCUGUAUGAAACUGAAUUUAAGUACUAGGAAUCAUGAAUUUUCUCCAGCACUGUAUUGUGUUGUAAAAAGGGAGUGCCUUAGCAUUCUUACUGGCUGCUCCUCUUAAUGAGGGAGCCGUUUCAGAAAGGUGAGAAUGAAUUCUAUCCUGCCUGACUGCACUCUGAAGUGUCAUUCCCUGCAGCAUGCUUUGGAUAUUAUUUCUGUAGUUACCAGAGGAAGUGAAGGCCAGAUCAAGGCCUUUCUUUCUUCUUACUGCUACAAUGCAGCAACUCUAAAGGAUACCUUUGGCAGGAAUGUCCUCCAUCUUGCUUCAUCCUGUGGUAAGAAAGGCGUGCUAGAUUGGCUGGCAGACACCAAAGGAGUGGAUUUAUUGGCAAAAGACAAGGAGUCUGGAUGGACAGCUUUGCACAGAGGCAUCUUUUAUGGACACAUCGACUGUGUUUGGUCAUUGCUGAAGCAUGGGGUUAGUUUAUACAUGCAAGAUAAAGAAGGCUUAUCUGCCUUGGACCUUGUGAUGAAGGACAGACCAGCCUAUGUAGUAUUCAAGAAAACGGAUCCCACAGAUGUCUACACUUGGGGAAACAACAUAAAUUUUACCUUGGGUCAUGGUGGUCAACAGAGCAAACAUCAUCCUGAAUUGGUGGAUCUGUUUCCUAGAAAUGGAGUCUACAUCAAACAGGUGGUGCUUUGUAAAUUUCAUUCGGUGUUCCUUUCCCAGAAAGGACAGAUUUACACUUGUGGACAUGGUCAAGGAGGACGCUUGGGUCAUGGUGAUGAACAAACAUGCCUGGUUCCAAGACUUGUGGAAGGUCUAAUUGGCCAUCAGUGUUCCCAGGUAGCAGCAGCUAAGGAUCAUACUGUUGUUUUAACAGAAGAUGGAUAUGUUUACACCUUUGGCCUAAAUACUUACCAUCAAUUGGGUAUUCUUCCUCCUCCUACUAAUUGCAGUGUUCCCAGACAGGUUCAGGCAAAAAAUCUGAAAGGUAGAAUGGUGAUUGGAGUGGCUGCAGGCAGAUUCCAUACAGUGCUAUGGACUAGAGAAGCUAUAUAUACCAUGGGACUGAAUGGUGGCCAGCUAGGAUAUAUGCUGGAUCCUAAUGGAGAGAAGUGUGUAACUGCUCCUCGCCAAGUCUCUGCUUUGCAUCAUAAGGACAUCAUUUUGUCCUUAGUCGCUGCAAGUGAUGGCGCUACAGUAUGUGUUACUGAAAGAGGGGAUAUUUACUUGCUCACAGACUAUCAGUGCAAGAAGAUGGCUUCCAAACAGCUGAACCUAAAAAAGGUUCUUGUUAAUGGGGGAUAUUUGGAAUACAAGAUGGAUCCUCAACAUCUCAAAGAAAAUGGGGGUCAAAAGACUUGCAUUCUUGCCCUGGAUGAAGCUGGACGAGUGUUUUGCUGGAAGUCAUCCAACAGUCCUAUGAAGCAGUGUCGAUGGGUCUAUGGCCGCCAAGUCUUCAUGUCUGACGUUGCUUUAAAUAGGAAUGAAAUAAUGUUUGUCACGCAGGAUGGUGACGCCUUUACAGGAAAGUGGGUAGAAGGAGGGAAAAAAACUUCCGAAAAGAAAGAGGUUGUAUCAAGUCUUCAGAAUUCCUCAUAUGAUGUGUCUUGUCACUAUGAUACAAACAGUGUAUUUGAAAGAAUUCGACUUGAGAAGCUUGCUUUUGUCCACAGAGCUGUUAGUGUUACCACAGAUCCUAAUGGAUGUAACUUUGCUGUUUUACAGUCAGAUCCUAAAACAAGCCUAUAUGAAAUUCCAAGUGUGUCAUCAUCCAGUUUUGUUGAGGAUUUUGGCAAAUUGUUAGGGGAAACAGAUGAAAUGGACAACAUCCAUGAUGUGACUUUUCAGAUCGGCACUAGGAUGAUCCCUGCGCACAAGUACAUCUUGGCCAUGCGUUCUGACUUCUUCAGGAAGCUGUUCAUUUCAGAUGACAAUCGACUAGAUUCUCCAGAUGUCUAUCGUAAAGAUGAAGAUGCUGUAGGAUGUGAUCUCUUUAUGAUAGAGAAGGUUCAUCAAGAUUUGUUUACAUACCUUCUGCAGUUCAUAUACAUGGACACUUGUGAUCUUUUGACUCACGGUUACAAACCAAGAAUGUUGUAUAAGGAAAAAACAGAAGAAUAUCAAGAUACCUUAAUUUCUAACCUUAAUAAAAUGAGUUUCAGUGGAGAUGUUAAUGGAAAGCCUGCAUUUGAAGUUUACAGAAGUAAUCAAGUGCAUGUAGUAAAUCAAAGAGAGAAGAACAAACCCAAGUCUUCUAAAAAAGGCAAAGUUGUUGGUGAAGAAGUCAACCCCAUAAAAAUGUUGCAAGGUGCUGCAAAGAAAUUUGGUCUCAGUAAUUUAAGCAUAAGAUUGGAUGGAGUUAAACUAGAAAAUGGAAAAAUUAAUGUUGUCAACAGGAAAAAUGGAACCAAACCAAAGUUAAACCCCCAAAAAUGUUCGGACCUCUGUGAUGUGACCAUGAAAUCUAUAGAUGGAAAGGAAUUCCCUUGUCACAAAUGUGUACUCUGUGCAAGACUUGACUACUUUCAUAGGAUGUUAAGCAGUUCUUGGAUUGAGUCAUCCUGUUGUGCAGCUCUGGAAAUGCCAAUCCAUUCUGACAUACUGCAGGUUAUCCUGGAUUACAUCUAUACAGAUGAAGCUCCUGCAAUAAAAGACUCUCAAAAUGUGGAAUUUAUUUGUAAUGUUCUGGUGGUAGCAGACCAACUUCUUGUAUCUCGACUGAAAGAAAUGUGUGAAGUAGCCAUUACUGAAAAACUCACUUUAAAGAAUGCUACUGAGCUGCUGGAGUUUUCAGCAACAUACAGUGCUGAACAGUUAAAACUGUCCUGCUUGCAGUUCAUAGGACUAAAUAUGGCAGCCUUGCUUGAAGCGAGGACUCUAGAUGUCUUAAGUGAUGAAGUUUUGAGGGACCUUUCUGUGUCUUACAGAAAAAUGAUUCCAGCUAUGGUCAGGAGAGUGAUUACUCCAUAUCAAGAUGGACCUGACAUUAGCUCUUUGGAGCCUGAUGACAGAGAAAACUUUGUCUUUUUGAAAGAAGAAAUGAAUACAGAACUAACAUCUCAGGAAGCUCUUCUCAAAAAGGCAAAAAUGAAGGCUAAAAAGAAGCCACGAAGACGAUCAGACAGCUCUGGAGGAUAUAAUCUUUCGGAUAUUAUUCAGAGUCCACCCUCCACAGGCUUAAUAAAAUUGGAUAAGGCUAACUCUGUGGAGUCGCUUCCAGAAUUGCUGACAUCCGAUUCUGAAGGUAGUUAUGCAGGAGUGAGUAGUCCCAGAGACUUACAAUCCCCUGACUUCACAACAGGAUUUCAAGCAGAUAAAACUGAGAUGAAAGACAAAAUGUAUGUUCAGAGUAUAAAAGCCCCACAUUCUAAUAAAGAGAUGAAAUUAUGUGAGGGAUCAUCAGCUCUGAAACAGUCUGUUCCACAGUCUAUUCCCAGUGUUAAAAACAACUCUGCAAGCUCUCCAAGUUGGGUUGCUACUUCUUUCAGCCCUGCCAGCCCUCCUGCUGUGGAUCUAAGAACCAUCAUGGAACUUGAAGAAAAUAUGCAGAAGUGUGGAACUAUGCCAAAGACAAAUGCAGGUAAACCUGCUUCUCAUGGAAUCAGGCUUUCUCAGAAGCAAAGAAAAAUGAUUGCCAUGGCGGCUAAGGAUAACGGCUCAGUUACAAACAGCCUGGAAACUACUUCCAUUACAGCCACGCCACCCACACCUACGAAAGUUACAAAACCAGGGAGCGCAUGGGCAUCUUCAUUACAUUCAGCUUUGCCAAAGUCAUUCCGUGAUCUUGUACUGGAAGAAGAAAAAUCUGUCAGUGCAGGUCAUUCUCCGGGCAUCAUUGUCAAAAAAGUUUCUUUUAAAGAAAUUGAGGAUCCACAAGCUCAAAAGGCCGUAAGAUGCACAAUCAGAGAAGAAGAUCGUGUUUCUGAUUUACCACAACUGGAGAGUCAUAAUCCAUGGUUAGUGACAUCCUUGACUAGCUCUACUGCAAUAGCACCUAUCACGUUUGCAGCUAUUAUAGAGGAAGAGCUCCAGCAAGAAGCAGCUCUUAUCAGGAGCAGAGAGAAACCUUUGGCUUUGAUCCAGAUUGAGGAGCGUGCUAUUCAGGAUUUGCUAAUCCACUACGAAGCUUUUGACAACCCUGAUGAGUUUGUUGUCGUUGAAAGGGCUCCACAGGGACCUAUUGCAACACCUUUGUGGAACAAGCACUGAAGCUAAUCCAUCAUGAAUUUCAUGAAGAUGUGUCUACUUCAGAGUUUUUGACUUUUAUUACAGGUAGAAUUGGAGUGCGGGAGCAGUCUUGUAAAUGUAGUAUCAGUGUUUAAAAUGCUGCACAUAAUCUGCAUGCAUCUGAUUAUAGUGGGGAGAGAAUGCAGACUAUAAUUUGUUAGUGUCCAUUAUUCACACCAUAUGAUGUAUGUAUGUUUUGACAACAAACUUUUUACCAUACCCUGUGUUAAUAACAUUCUAUAUAAAAUUGUAGAUUGAAAAUACAUUUGCUUAUAUUGAGGUUUAGUCCAUGUUAGGACAGUAAGGGUUUUUGUUAAAUUCACAGGUGGUGGGGAAAAAGUAGGCCCUAAUUUUGUGAUUAUUGUAAAACUGAUGGUGCAAAAUUAUGCAUCUUUUAAAUGUGGGUGUUUUAAUCAGGAUUGACAUGACAGAUUAGAAAUAUCCCAAAUGUAUCUUUGCUUAAAUUUAGUCUAAAAAUACCAUUUGAAAAUGCAGUUUUUCAUAACCUCUGAUGUGUGUGUAUGAGUACUGGUUCUCUCGGCUAUGGUGGCUAGUACUUUUGACUGUUAGUCUUCAUGGUGAGCCUCUGUGCUGGACUUGAUGUGCUCUGCUACUACCUGCUUCCAGUUCAGUUGUGUGUGUUUUUACACUGUUGUUAGAUUGACAUUUUGAGCCGCCCAAGCUCUGUUAUGGCUUAAAACAAACACAGUUCAGUGGGAUGUGGUAUCACUAGUUGGAUCAUCCAUGGUGUAUUCUGGUAAAUUGGUACAAUUUUAGAACCACUGUAUUAAAGUGCUGAGGAAAUGCAAAACCUGUAUGUUAAAUAUUAGAGCUAAAAGGACGAAUGCUUAACUGUGGAUUUUGAGAAUGCCUAACCUGCAAAGAUUUCAUGGCUGGCUUUUCAGUAUUGUGUAUUCAAAAAGUUCUUUGUGCCUGGUUUCUCUGAACAGAUUUAUAAAAAUUGUUUAAUAGCCUUAUGUACAAUAUGCUGUCUUGUUGGGUUGUGUUGUGUUUGGGUAGUUAAAUGUGGACUUACCAGUUUCAGUAAUCUCAGCGUUUACAGAUCCUGGGCAAACUGGAGAGGAUCAAGCUUAGAGAAGGUAUACCCAGAUGGAUAUACAAAGCAAUCACUAUGUGAUAAAUUGAGUCUUGGAAAAGAAUGUAGCUGCAUCUAAUGGCUUCAGGUGAGCUACAUUUAAAAAAGAAACCCCGUGUAAACAAAUUCAAUAAACAUUAAAAUCUUGAUUCACACAAAUUUGUGUACUUAAAUUUUUGUGUGCCAUUGUAUAAAAAUUGACUUUUGUGGCAAUUGGAGUAUUCUAAAAGUAUUUUCAUUUUAUGUGGCGCAUGAACAGUGUGCUUAAUACAAGAUAAAAUGUCAAGUAAACCCCUACAAGGGGGAGAGGAUUGCUGUGGAAGUGAAAUUUAAAAAGCGUAAUCUGAAGACAGAAAUUCUUCAAAAACAUGUGAAAUCCUUUAUUUAUAGAUAUGAUUAAAGAGUUGUGACUGAUAGGAUAGACAAAAGCUAAAAUGCCAAAUUGUCCUGAUACAAGUAUAAUGCCAUUAGUCUGCAAUAUGUUAAUUUUCAUGUACUAAUAUAGGACUUUAUUCUGUUUUCCUGAUUGAGGUUCAUGUCACCAAAAGCUUGCAUUUAAAUAUUUAAGAAAGGUAUUUUAAAAGGCCAGUCUUAUUUUAUCAAACAAUUUUGUAUAUGAAUGUUUUAAUUUCUUGAACUAAACGAUACAUCAGCAUCAACUCAGUGAAAUAAAUUUGAGAUUAUCAAUUCAAUCCUUUUUUUAAAAGCAUCUCUUAGGAAAUACAUGCAUGAGUUUUCUCUUUAGAGAAUUUUACCUCAAUAAUCUUUAAAAUUAGCACCUUCUCUUUAACAAUACUUUCUUUGGUUGUAAUGAAUAAUAUAUUACUGCCCAAGGAAGUAUUAAGAAAUAGUUAUAUUAAUGACAAACAAAUUAGUAGCAUACACUUAUAAAACUUAUUUAGAAUGACAAAUCCCAAGCCAUGUUAAAAUGUAUGUUAACUAAAUACAUGUACAUAUUUUCAUUCUUCCAGCAAUAAUUAGGAAACAAUUAAACUACCCCAUGGGAAAACUAUCUGAAUGUUAUGAACUUGUUAACUGAUAGUUACCAAAACUGAUAGUAAUUACCAGUUGCUAUUAAAAUUGGAGUUACUCUAAGCUGGGAGAACACAAUUUGAGAAUAUAAUUAACAUAUUACAUACAAAAACCUUCAUGAAAAGGACAUUAUUUAGGUUGCAAAGUUAAGCACUUGAAAGUUAGGAAAUGUCAGAUUUACAAUUGCCUGUUUCAGAGUACCAGCCGUGUUAGUCUGUAUUCGCAAAAAGAAAAGGAGUACUUGUGGCACCUUAGAGACUAACCAAUUUAUUUGAGCAUAAGCUUUCGUGAGCUACAGCUCACUUCAUCGGAUGCAUACUGUGGAAAGUGUAGAUCUUUUUAUACACACAAAGCAUGAAAAAAUACCUUCCCCCCCACCCCACUCUCCUGCUGGUAAUAGCUUAUCUAAAGUGAUCACUCUCCUUACAAUGUGUAUGAUAAUCAAGGUGGGCCAUUUCCAGCACAAAUCCAGGGUUUAACAAGAACAUCGGGGGGGGGGGGGGUAGAAAAAAACAAGGGGAAAUAGGUUUUACCUUGCAUAAUGACUUAGCCACUCCCAGUCUCUAUUCAAGCCUAAGUUAAUUGUAUCCAAUUUGCAAAUGAAUUCCAAUUCAACAGUUUCUCGCUGGAGUCUGGAUUUGAAUUUUUUUUGUUGUAAUAUCGCAACUUUCAUGUCUGUGAUUGCGUGACCAGAGAGAUUGAAGUGUUCUCCGACUGGUUUAUGAAUGCUAUAAUUCUUGACAUCUGAUUUGUGUCCAUUUAUUCUUUUACGUAGAGACUGUGUAACCUGAAUUUGGCCCCUUUGUGCAUCCAACCUCUGAACUUAAUGAGGCCAGGUUCUUCCGGGGAAAAAAAAGCAUGUGAUGACGUAAUUAAAGAUCAUAAUGCACAGGCACAAGGGUGCUAAAUUAUGGUUGCACAAGCAACUGUAACUCUGGCAUUUCCUAACUUUCAGAUGCCUCAUAUCGCAAGAGAAGUUGUGACAUGCAGAAGAUCAAAAAUCAAGCCGGUUGUAGAGCUGGGUGUAGAACCCAGACUUACCGACUCCUAGUUAUGACCAUGCUCCCUUCUGCCAAUUAUUUAAAACCCAAUCAGAGCAUUCUGUGAAUACAUGGCACCUAUUCAAAACCAUCAAAAACUUCAAGGCAAGAGUUUCCAUUUUAGCACUCUGUGUCAAGAUUCCCAUGUAGCUAAUUUUAAUAACUUGAAAAUUAAUUCUCAAAACCCUGUUAGACAAAGACAAAUCCUCUAUAUGUAUUGUCUAUACAGUAUACUAGCACUUAAUUCCAAUUCUUAUCUAGCUAUAGCAGGAAGGAAUAGAUUUACAUCAGGGCUUUUCAAACUUCACUGCACCACGACCACCUUCUGACAACAAAAAUUACUACAGGAGGGAUCAAAGCCUGAGCCCAUCCAAGCCCCACCGCUGGGCAGGGGGGGGGGGCAAAGCCCAAGGACUUCAUAGAAUCAUAGAAUAUCAGUAUCAUCCGCAAAUUUGCUGAGAAUGCAAUCCACACCAUCCUCCAGAUCAUUUAUGAAGAUAUUGAACAAAACCGGCCCCAGGACCGACCCUUGGGGCACUCCACUUGAUACCGGCUGCCAACUAGACAUUCCCAGGCAGGGGGCCUGUACCCUCAGCCCUGCCACCCAGGGCUGAAGCCCUUGGGUUUGGGCUUGAGCCCUGGGCAGUGGGGUCGAGCUUCAGCCCCAGACCCCAGCAAGUCUAACUCCAGCCCUGGUGACCCCAUUAAAAUGGAGUCACAACCCACUUUGGGAUCCCGAUCCAUAGUUUGAGAACCGCUGAUUUAGAUUAAACUGUUGCAAGCAAAGCUGCGGCAGUUCUGUCCUUUUCAGUGGCUCAACACUCUGUAAAAAAUGCCUGCACUGUGAACUGUUAAGGGAGCCACUGCAUCUGUUCAUAAACAACUAUGCCUUGUUUGAAUUUGUGGUGUGUUUCCUGUAAAGAUAAGCAUAAAAAUCCUACCUUUAUGAAGAAAUGAAAUGCAAAAUCUAAUUAUGAUCAGUUCUAGUAACUUUUUAUAAUAACCUGCCUUAGUACAGCCAGGAACUUUGUAAUUAUCUUUAUUACCUAUUAUGUUUUGGUAAAAUAGUUAUUUAUCAAAAAUUUGUCUAGUUCCUGGGUUAAAUUUCCAGGACUUAAUGUAAAUUGGUAUCUACAAAAGGCAGCGCCUCACUGUUUACAGUGAAAUGAACAUAUGGCAUCUUGGUGUGUAAUUUCAAAACUCCUCACAUUAUGGCUUGUUGGCAUAAGAAUUGGGAAGUUAAUAAAAGGCUUUUGAUUCAAUAUAUGCAAAUAUCCAGUUGCUGGGUGGGAUGAGUGUUUUGAGAAGGAUUAGCCGAAGUACUUUAUUGAUUUGUCUUCUCAUUCAUUAUCUCAAACUUCAAAGCCACUUGCCCCCCCUCCAAAAAAAGGGAGGGGGGAGGGGCUGAUUUGAAAACAAUACUUUCACUUCUAAUGGAGACAAUAUUAUGUUUAAACAAUUUUAAUUUGUCUCUUUUUAUACUGCUGCAGUAACUCCAGGCUAUUGAAGUUUCCGGCACUUGAUACCAUACAGCAUUGUGCUAUAAGUCACCUGCUCUAAGGCAUUUCAGAAAUAUGGCUAAUCUGUUACUUUGCAACACAGGAUAGAUUAGUUAGAGAGGAGACCAAAUGAGUGAUUUCAAUCAGUUAGUAUAGCUGUAAUUGCUGUAGUCUACAAGUAACCUUCAUUGUUUAUGAGCAGACUCCAUAUGGAGCAUGCAGGAGAAAAUCUUAUAAUACAUACUGUUGCUUUAAUUUCACAGGAGGGAGACUACUGACCACAUAUGCUCAUUUAACUUGUUGUAGGAACCUCUUGAUGGCAGUAACCACUGUUGUACUACUUUAACUAUACAUCUGUAGUUAACGCAGUAUAACCCCUUUACUGUAGAUGUACUUAUACUGGGAUAAAGUGCUUAUACUGGUACAGUUUAUUCCCAUAGGGGAAGGGCAAUAAGAUUUAUGGGGUAAACAUGUACUCUGGCAUCACUGCAUCCACAUUAGGGUUUGUACCAAUAUAACUAUUUCAGUGAAGAAUCAGACCCCAAACCAAAAUAGUUGCACCAUUACAAAAACCAUGUGAUGACUAGGCCUUACGGUAAGUUCAAAACACAAGGGGUGAAGUCCUGGCUCCUCUGAAGUCAAUGGUAAAACUCCAACCGACUUCAGUAUGGCCUGGAUUUCACCAAUAAAUCUUAUUUUGUCUCCUGAGAUGUGCUAACAGAUUAAGAAAAUCUAUUGUCAGUCUUUUUCUUUUCUGGAAGUGGAGGCCUCAGUAACAGUGAAUAGUGAAUAACACAAGCAUAGUUACAGGUUUCAGAGUAGCAGCCGUGUUAGUGUGUAUUCGCAAAAAGAAAAGGAGGACUUGUGGCACCUUAGAGACUAACAAAUUUAUUUGAGCAUAAGCUUUCGUGAGCUACAGCUCACUUCAUCGGAUGCAUGAAGCAUAGUUGUUAGUAGUUCCUUAGUCUUUAACGUGGAGGCAGUGGUGAGGUUGGGAAAUAGCUCUCUAGAGACAAAAGUGGGGUACUGUAUUUUUUUUUUCUUUCAGUUCUUAAUGAAUAGUUUACUUUUUCCUAAAUAUUUUUUAUGUUGUUCAUUGAAUUACUGUAGGAAAACUGAUGGAAGGAAUUUUGCUUACCUAGAUAAGUUUGUUACCACAAUCACUGUUUGAAUCUGAAUCUUUCACACAGCAUCUUUUUGCAAUUAAAAACCUUAGUUUAUAGAUGUAUUAAAAUUUCCCUAUAUAGCAAUGAGUCUUGUAUGUUAAGCAAUCCAAUAAUUAAAACCAUGCUUGAACACUUAAGCCAUUCCAUUGUUCUUGAGUGACUCGGGCAGCCACAAAGUAAAGGUGGUGCAAUGUCUUCACAUUGCAUUUGGAUGUUGCUGCUGAUAUUGCGACAGAUAUCAAAUGAUUUUAUUUCUGACUCCAACGACUACAGUAGAUUGCAUUUUUAAAAGUUUUUUGCCAAUAGUUUCAGCAAAGUAGUAUUAAUAGAUUCUAAGGCCAGUAGAGAUCGUGAUGAUCAUCCAGUUUUACUUCCUGCAUAACACAGACCAUAGAAUUUCAUCAAGUGCUUCUGACUCUAAACACUCAGCACUGAAGAAGUUGAUACUGCCCUCUUCUGCUGUUGCCUCCCAGAACUGAAAGUGUUGGUACAGCAAGAGUCAGAAAAUCCCAUAUGUUCUUCGGUACUAUAAGCUUUAAUAUCCGGGACUCAUCAAAUAUCUGCACAAAUGCAGCUGAUGCCACAGGAUUUCAUAUGCUCCAGAGAUCUGUUUGUUUCUGAGGAACUAGAGUCUCCUGGGUUGAGCUCAAGACUCCCAGUACUGCAGCCUAACUUAUCCCUGGACCUCACUUUUCACUACUACUGCCUGCCUCCCUGGUGUAUCAAUAUGCACUGACAGAUGGAUAAUUCCUCUUCCUCAUAUUCCGAUAAAGGAGCAGACAAAGGAAGAGAGUUUUUCAGACUCUCAGAUCUCAGUACAGGGCUCUGCUGGCUGGCUGACCACCUUUGAUUACCAAGAAACUGCAUAAUCGAAGGAUACUUCCAGGCUUUUUACCACCAUGAUCUGCCAAGUGUCUUCCCUGGUAUGAGCAGUCCUGGCAGCCUCCUCCAUUCCCAUAUUUCAGAACUUGAUGAAAAGAGUGGCAGUCACUCUACAAAUUCCAUUAGAAGAAGUCCAAGAUACCCAGCAUAAAUUGCUUGGUGUACAUGCACCAUUGUCAGCCUUUUCUACAAAUAAGGUGCUAUUAAAACCUGCCAAAAUGAUUGGGCAGACUCCUGCUGCUCCCUUACCCUGACAGCUAAGAGGGCAGAUUAAAAAAUAUUAUGCCCUGGCUAGAGCAUUAGAAGUUUUAUUUUCUCAUCCUCCCCCUCAUUCUGUGAUUGUGGAGGCAGUGAAUUAGCAUAAUAGGUAACACCAUUCAAAGGUAACCCCACACAGUAAGGACCAGAAGUGCUUAGACUUUUUUGGUUGUAAAAGUUUUUCGUCUGCAACCCUGUAAUUCCAGAUUGCUAAUUAUCAGGCAAUUCUGGCAAAAUAUAACCACAUCAAUUAUACCAAGUUUAGGUCUUUCAUUGAGCAUUUACCACAAGGAGCAAUUUCAGGAUAUUUUUGCAGAGGGGCAGAUUUUGAUGAGAACCAUCUUGGAGGCUUCUCUCAGCACAGCUGGUAUGUCAAGUAGCUCCAUCUCAACUGCCAUAGUCAUGUGUAGAUCCUCCUUGCUCCAGUGCUUGGAAUUUUCACAGAAGGUCCAAAGCACAGCAGAGGACCUUAUCUUUGAUGGUUUGAAAUUGUUUAGUGACUCUCUGUUGGAAUACUCAGUUUAUUUAAGAACUGACUGGAAGAGCUCCAUUGCAACUGCUCUGAAAUGGAGAAUACACAUCUGGGAGUAAACCAAGUAGCAACCGUCUCUCCUCUUACUCAGCAGGAAACAAUAGUUUCUAUCUGCCUUGAAAAGUUCUCAAAGAAAUGAGAAAGUAAGGGAAAUGAUCCUAAAAGUUUAAUUUUUGGUGUUCAGUCCUAUGAUUUCUUCCCAUCUUUUUUCAUUUCUUUGAAAAUGUCAAAGAUGAGGGAGGGGGAAAAUUGAAGCAUAAAGGCAAAACAUUUGAGGCUGACUCCUCAACUGGUGUAAAUCAAUUGACUUCAAUUGUAAAUGAAUUAGAGCUAUACCUGUUUUAUAACAGCUGAAGACCUAAUCCAUAGACUCAGUUAAGUGUAAAUUGUAUGGUACAAAUGGGCCUGCCUUCCGUUAGUUAAAAAUCUCUUUUCCAUCCUACUUCUAGAGGAAAGUGUCCAGUGCAUCCUUCAGUCAGUGGUAGGGCUGAAAGAAAACUACUGCGUUUUCCAUAGGAAACUCACUGUUGAGAAAACCCCUGAUAUAGCGUCAUAUGCCUUUAGCCUUAAACAUUAGUUUUCCUGUCUCAUCGCAGCUACAUCUGAUUCAUAGGUCACUGUUUACUUGUGUUAGGAUCACCUACUUUCCAGUAAAAACCCAAGUUAUUUGCUCCUCUUUGUUUUCCUGCAGUUGUGACGAAUCAUCAGCUGCACUAUCUUGCAUUAUGACUCAUUUUUAGGGCUAUUUUUUGUCUAAUUUCAUACUAGUAGCUUUGAUCUGGAGAGCACCGUGCCACAUCUGCUAAAUGUCCUUGAUCACAACCCAACUCUUCCUCAGAGAACUAUGCUUGCCUCACCUGAUGAUAGUGGUUGAAACAAUAAGUGGAGAAAAUGGCACUUACAAAAAAGAUUGAACUAGAGAAGUGUUUUUUUCACACUCAGAGCUUUGAUCCUACACUGUAUUUUGUAUAAGCCUUUAUUGCAAAGAAAAAAAUUACUGCUCCUUUUCCUGUUGUCUGUAUUUUAAGAUGUUUUCCAGAUACAUACUCGCCCACUUGUACAUACUCAGAGGAGGUGAAAUUGAGCUAUAAGACUAUAAACACAACAAAGGGUGCUGAUCGCAUCAUUGGUAACCCUGAGUUUUAUUUGUAACUUUACUAACCGGUUUUGUGUGUGUGUGUGUGUGUGUGUGUGUUCAUAUAGUUUAAAAAGGGUGCAAUACUGUUUGCAAAAUAUUUAUAUUUGUUUCUCUUUAGCUUUCUCUGUUUACAUGGUACAUUUCUGUUUGCCGGAAAAUAAGAAAGCAAAUAAAAUGUUUUUU
This is a messenger RNA of Caretta caretta (loggerhead turtle), 14081 nucleotides long. RefSeq names its product inhibitor of Bruton tyrosine kinase (gene IBTK). Gene Ontology annotation, cellular component: nucleoplasm; cytoplasm. The record is from RefSeq and is a predicted model, not a curated record. Lineage: Eukaryota; Metazoa; Chordata; Testudines; Cheloniidae. Gene Ontology annotation, molecular function: protein tyrosine kinase inhibitor activity; protein kinase binding. Gene Ontology annotation, biological process: negative regulation of protein phosphorylation.